AUGGUUUUCGCUUCUGCCACGACCGGUUUCAAGCAGGAUGUUCCUGAGAUCCAAAAUGCCUUCCUCGAAGACCCUGUCAUGGCCUCAAUCUUGGAGCGCCUCUUGCCCAGCGAUGUUCUCAAGGAAAUCACUCCUGACCUUGUCCAGAUUAGCGGAUGGUCCAUGACUGAGGGAGCUGCAUUGCUGGAUCGUAUGGAGGAGGACCAGCCCAGACUUCGCCAGUACGACUCCUGGUGCAGACGGGUGGAUGAGCUGCUGGUCACUGAAUCGUGGAACAAGCAAAAAACUGUGGCUGCUCGCGAGGGUAUUGUGGCCAUCGGUUACGAGCGCAAGUACGGACAGUACUCUCGUAUCUACCAGAUGGCCAAGUUAAUCCUCUGGUCAACUGGUUCGGGACUCUACAGCUGUCCUAUUGCUAUGACCGAUGGAUGCGCGCGUGUGAUUGAGCUCAUCGGCACCCAGGAGAUGAAAGAUGAGGUUUAUUCUCGCUUGACCAGCCGUGAUCCCAGCAAGUUCUUCACCAGUGGUCAGUGGAUGACCGAGCGCCCUGGUGGAAGCGAUGUUGGUCGUACCGAGACCCAGGCUGUUUGGGAUGAAGAGAAAAAUGCCUGGUCGAUCUCCGGCUUCAAGUGGUUCUCGAGUGCCACUGAUGCCGAUGUCACCAUGCUCUUGGCCAGAACUCACGAGCCCGAUCCUUCAGUUGCCCCUGGAACCAUGAAGGACGGAAGUCGUGGUUUGUCGCUGUAUCUUGCUCGUGUUCGUGAUGAUCAAGGAAAACUGAAUGGUGUUCGCAUUCACCGUUUGAAGGACAAGGUUGGAACCAAGGCUCUCCCCACUGCUGAGCUUGAGUUGGACGGCAUGGUCGGCCAAUUGGUUGGUCAAAAGUACCGCGGCGUCAAGAACAUCUCUGCUAUUUUGAACAUUACCCGUAUCCACUGCGGUUUGAACUGCACUUCGACCAUGCAGACCCUCUUGUUGCGCUCCAAGGAGUACGCUCGUCGCCGCGAGGUGUUUGGCGCGUUGUUGAAGGAGCAGCCCUUGCAUCUUGCAACCCUUGCCAACAUGGAGCUUCAGUACAGAGCCACUUGUCAAUUCACGUUCUACUGUGUUGGCUUGCUGGGUCGCACUGAGACCAUUGACAACAACCUACCCGAGAUCAAGGAUCGCGAUUUCCCCUUGCUUCGUCUCUUGACUCCCAUCUUGAAGCUCUGGAGCGCCAAGAAUGCGUUUUAUUUGUCUCAAGAGGCUAUGGAGUGCUUUGGUGGCCAGGGCUACAUGGAGGAGACUGGCAUCGGUCGCGCUAUGCGUGAUGUCCUUGUCAACACCAUCUGGGAGGGAACUACUAAUGUGCUCUCGCUCGACCUCUUGCGUGUCAUGGCCGAGACUCGUGGUGCUGCCCUUGAGAUUUACUCCGACACCAUUCGCGAGAUCAUGGCGCCUUUGAAGGGUCAGUCAGAAUGGGUCAAGUCUGCCAAGAGCCUCGAAGAGUGCUUGGUCCUGAUUGCUAUCCGCUUCACUGCCUAUUCAACCUCUGAGGGCCGCAAGACCCUUGAAGCCUCUGCUCGUGGACUUUCUUUGGCCAUGGCCGACGUGAUUGCAGGAGCUCUUCUCUGCCAGCAUGCAGCCUGGUCUCAGGCCAAGGCCAAGGCCAACUCUUCCAACGCUGUGGCCGAAGCAGAGGCCAAGGUCGACCAGAUCUCUGCCCGAAGAUGGUGCGAGGAUCUGUACCGCCGUGUCGAUCAUCAGAUCCAGAACUUGGGACGUGAGGAGCGUUAUGAGGAGGACAAGUUGAUGUUGUUCAAGUUGGCUGAGACUCGUGGAAACGCUGCUUCAAAGGCCACUUUUGAGAGUUUUGGAGAGGCCAAGCUCUAG
This is a messenger RNA of Linnemannia hyalina, 1872 nucleotides long. NCBI's taxonomy places the organism in Eukaryota, Fungi, Mortierellomycota, Mortierellomycetes, Mortierellales, Mortierellaceae. The record is from the annotation of a GenBank genome assembly.